CUCCCCGGUCCCUCCGGAGGCGGCUCACCCGAGGCUGGGCAGGCGCAGGGCAGGCAGCAUGAGCCGCGAGGAGAGCCGUUCGCGCAGCGCCGGCUCCCGCCGCGGCGCAGAAGACGCGCACGAGUUGGUCGCAACUCCCCCCCGCCGCUCUACUUGGGAAGGCGGCCGCGGCCGGGCAUCCGAGAUUACUCCAGCGCGACCGUGGGGCGCUGGGGGCGCCGGCUCCUCGCUGCUCUCCCGGGCUGCCGGCGGCGCAGGGCGCGUGGACAAGCUUCUUCCCUCCUCCUCCUCUGGCCGCUCGGCGUCCUGCUUCUCUGUGCGGAGCCUCCGGUCGAGCGGGUCCUGGGCCACUUCUCUCCGCUUGCUCGGGGCUGCGCAGCCGGCUCUGCCCGGCGGACUCCAGCGGCGGUGGCGGCAGUGGCGGCGGCGGCGUCCGCGCACGUUGGCACCGGUUUGUCUGUCUCGCAGGGUCCAAGCCUUUAAAUUUCCUGCACUUUCAGCUCCAUCACCAUGGAAACCACUGACUCUCUCUCUCCGCGUUGCCCCCUCCCCCUUCUUCCCCCCAAACAACAACCCCACCCCCCACUCCUCCACCCGCGAGGAGCCGGAGCCGCACGGGCUCGGGGGGAAAGCGACUGCACUGGUCGCCGCGGCGGCGGCGGCGGCUCCGGCAGCGCCCAGGACUGUGCCCCGCCGGACCCAGAUGCCCCGGGAAGCCGACAGUCAGGCUGCCCGCCGGAGCUCACAGGCGGCGGCGGCGCGGCAGCGGCGGUGGCGGCGGCGGCGGUGGCGCUUGGCAGAUCUCCAGACUUAGUGUAAACAAAAGUCCUGAGAUUUUUCUCCAGGGUGCUUGGAUUUCACAAGUACACAGGCUGGAUAGAUCCAACUGAACAGCAAAGAAAGGGUGGGAACCCAAGCAUACUUGAUGAUGGCUCCGGUGACUUAUUAAUGGAGAACCUACCGUGUGAAGACCAGAAGGAACCGCAAGUGUGAGACAGUGCAGGGCCGCCUCCACCCUGCAGCCAAGGCUUCUGAGGUCUCCAGAGGGGAGAGGCGACAAGCAUAGGAAGAGAGUACUUAAAGGGUCUUGGAAAGAUGGGUAGAUCACUAUAGAAUUGUCAAAACUGUUUUCCUUAACCUGCGCUCCCUUUUGAUAAACGUAAC
Molecule: messenger RNA, 1164 nt
Organism: Mastomys coucha (southern multimammate mouse)
Lineage: Eukaryota; Metazoa; Chordata; Mammalia; Rodentia; Muridae
Exons: 3
Coding region: 59-814 (251 amino acids)
Source: RefSeq, a predicted model, not a curated record